CGUCUUCCACCUUGCCCUCUCCCCCCUCUCUCUCCUUUCCUCCGUGAGUUGCGUCUCCUCCUCUCCUCCCCUUUCUUCCCCACCCAAUCCAAUCCCUUCCUCCUCGCCUCCCCUCCCCGCCCCGACGACGCUGGCUUCCAAUCCAAUCUCCGAUUGCUCCCGAAUGCCUCCGCCCAGCCGCGGCCCCAGUCCCGCCCUAAUCCCCACCCCGUCCCCUCCGCAUUAGCCAAUUCUAUCAAUCUAUCCCCGCUUGCGGAUUAUUAGAGCGGACGGAGGGUUAGGGCACCAGCAUCCCAGGCCGCGCAUGGACGAGUACCACCACCACCGCAUGGGCGCCGCCGCCGACUUCCGCCGCGACCUCGAGGACCUCGUCUGCGACCACCUCGGCGGUUGCUUCUCCCCGGCCCCAUCCUCCUCAUCCUCCUGCUCCGCCGCCGCCGGGGGAGGGGGCGGGGGCGGGGGCCAUGAGCCCGACGAGGCCGAGUCCUCCGCCGCGCGGAGGCGGAGGCGGGAGUCGCGCCUGCUCAGCCGCUGGGUCGCUCGCCAGGCCGAGGAGGUGCUCUCCUCCAUGGAGCGCGAGGUCGAGCGCCGCAACCGCGAGGCCGAGCUCCUCGCGCUCGCGCGCCUCCACCCGGUCUCCACCCUCGACCCCUCCUCCUUCCUCCUCUCCGAGCCCGCCACGCCGCCGCCGCGCCCGCAGGCGCCCUCGCCCACCGCGCCGCCCUCGCUCCUGCAGAUGUGGCGCGAGCUCGAGCAUCGCCGUGCCGACGCCCACCAGCCAUUUGACCGCGAGCCCUCCGCGGACACCGCCGACCGUGACCGCGUGCGCCAGAUCGCGCGCCGCCUCACCGACCCCGCCCGCGGUACAACUGCCGCAGCCGCCAAUGGGGAGUGGCUCGGCGAGACGGAGAGGCAGAGGGUCAGGCUCGUAAGAGAGUGGGUGCAGAUGGCCAGCCAACCGCGAGACUCCCGUGCAGCCUCGCGCAGGGAUGAGCCUGGCGCCGGGGACAGGGACAGGCGAGGGGAGCCGCCUCGGCUGCGCGGCCGACAGGCGCGCUUGGAUGUCAUCACCCGGCUGGCCAGGGAGCGCCAGCGUGAGCUGCAGGGGAUAUCAGGCUACCAUGUCGUGUCGGAGUUCCCUCGCCGCAGCCGCAACCGCAUCCAGGGAUUGCUUAGAGGGAGGUUCUUGAGGAAUGGGGCGCUUCCGGUUGAAGAGGAGCGACCACUGUCUGUGGCAGCGAGAGAGCUCGGGCAAUUGAGGCAGAGCCAUCGUACGCCCACCUUAAGAUCAGAGAGUGUUGUAAGUAGUCAAGAUGUUAGCCAGUCUGAUGCUUCUGUGCCUGAAAGUGGUAGAUUACUAGGUAAUGAUGAAACCCAACGAGGGGCUGAGUCCAGAGCUUUUACUGAUAGUGAGGAUUCAGCCCAAGCUGUGCUGGAGAAUGUGGAUUUACAAGAGGUGGAUGCAGAUCGUGCUGAGGUACACUCUCCGAGUAUACCAUUGGAUGACACGGUUGUGGUGCAAGAGUCUCUUACUCAAGGUGACAAUAUGAGGCAAGAUGAGACAGAAGAUGGCACGGGAUUCUGGCAGUCAUCUUUGGAUGGCAGUCUUGAUAGAUGGCCCAAUGAGAUUGAAGAGGUUGCUGACAGAAAUUGGGGAGGUAAUGCACAAGAUUUACACAGUGAAACUGUGGAGGAUGACGAUAGGGAGCAUGAUCAUCUCCAAGAGGAGCAUGAUGACUGGCACGAUGAUGAGUCUCAUGGUACCGUGGAAAACUGGCAAGACGAUUACCAAGAUUCCACACUUGAUACAGGUCCUAUCCCUAGGACCGAAAAUAGAUUUAUCCCACCUGAUGAUGACAAUGUGUACAGCAUGGAACUUAGAGAAUUACUUAGCAGGCGAAGUGUAUCCAAUCUUCUGAGUAAUGGCUUCGGUGAAAGUUUGGAGCAAUUAAUAAGGUCAUAUGUUCAGCGGCGUGGUCAUGGUCCCCUCGACUGGAAUCUGGAUGGAGCUAUGCCCCCUUCUAAUUCGCCAAAUGAAAACCAGGAACAAGAAAGGAACACUGAAACUCGGCAAUUCCAGGGUCCUGUCAACAGACCUGGCCUCGUUAUUCCUCCUCCGCCUUUGCCACCGCGACAACCAUUAUGGCACAGAGAGCUGCGUCAUAACAAUUGGAGCAGCAGACACAGGGUACACCAUGCAGAUCCCGAAUGGGAUGCUAUUAAUGAUUUGAGAACUGACAUGGGUAGACUUCAGCAAGGGAUGAGCAACAUGCAGAGGAUGCUGGAGGCGUGCAUGGACAUGCAGCUGGAAUUGCAACGUUCAGUGAGACAAGAAGUAUCAGCGGCCUUGAAUCGAUUUGCGGGCGCUGAAGGAUUCUCGAUGGAUCUAUCUGACGAUGGAUCGAAAUGGAAUCAGGUGAGGAAGGGAACCUGCUGCGUAUGCUGCGAUACGCAAAUCGAUUCUCUACUGUACAGGUGUGGGCACAUGUGUACUUGCUCCAAAUGUGCAAAUGAGCUAGUGCGGAGCGGUGGCAAGUGCCCUCUUUGCCGGGCCCCGAUCGUGGAGGUGGUCCGUGCAUACUCGGUAAUGUAAAGUGGUGGAGUGGGAGUACAUUACUUGAUUACGGUAGGAAAGGGAAAUAAGUUAACGGCAAGUGAAGUUUUGUUGCAAGUCAAGAAGCUUGUUCAGGGAAAUGGGACAGAAAAAAGAAGAGGUCUCGUUUUUCUCUCUUGUAUUUCUUCGUGUAUCUUCUCUACAGGGGUGGGGGUGGGGGUGGUGCAUAUUCCUUGCCUUGCUGUUUGCGGACACGAGAAGGGGGCGUGCCAUUGAUUCUUGAAAGAGCUUACGUUGGGAAGGGAAGAUGUCCUGGUGUAAGUUGUUUCGCUAGCUGUAUAUUCUUUCUUUCCUUUACACACACACACACACACACACACUCACUGAUCCUCGACUGAACCGAACACCAGCAAUGGAAUGAAUGAAUGAUGUAUGCUCA
Molecule: messenger RNA, 2993 nt
Organism: Panicum hallii
Lineage: Eukaryota; Viridiplantae; Streptophyta; Magnoliopsida; Poales; Poaceae
Exons: 7
Coding region: 305-2593 (762 amino acids)
Source: RefSeq, a predicted model, not a curated record